GUCAUGGCGAGCAGAGGGAAGUCAAAGAAUAUCAGUCAUCCUGCGCCACCAGUACGACGGCGCCGAGUAUAUCCUGGGAUCCUCGCGAUGCGUUUGGUGGGACGAACAGCAGAACGGAUGGAAUGACACCGGGUGCCAACGGAUUACCUCCACGCACACGUACACAGAAUGCUCUUGCGAUCACCUUACCAAUCUCGCGGUCAUCAUGGAUAUUAAUGGAGUCAUUCAGAAGGAUAGUACCUUAUACCUCAUAUCGCAGUGGAUCACCAUCGUGGGUUUCUCCGUGUCCAUCCCAAGCCUCCUGCUUAGCGUCCUGUGCCUCCUCUGCUUCCGAAGUGUCCGCGUCCGAAAGAGUUCAAUCAUCCACGCCAAUCUCUGCUUGAAUCUGCUCAUAGCGGAGAUAGUCUUGCUAGCCGGUCUGGACGCCACCCACAAUGCCGUGGGGUGCGCGGUGGUGGCAGCGAUCCUCCACUACUUCUUCCUUGCCACCUUUACCUGGAGCGCCAUCGAGGCCUUCCACAUGUACCUCAACUUCAUCAAGGUAUUCUCCACGAUGGUAUCUCCUCUCAAGUACUACCUUGGCUUUGGCUACGGCAUCCCGACUCUGUUCGUCUCCAUAACACUUGGCGUCACGCAGGGCCGCGGUUACGGGUCUGAGAGAGCAUGCUGGCUCGAUGGUGCACUGAUCUGGGCUUUCGCUGGACCCCUUGCCUUUGUCGUAACGAGCAACCUGGUGGCCUUCGGGAUGAUCAUGCGCGUGGUGUGGUGCGACAAGGGCGUGGGCGACCUGCAGCGCCGCCGCUCGCGCCAGCAGCUCCUCAAAAGGCUCAAAGGAUCCGUGUCCCUCUUCCUCCUCCUUGGGGUCACCUGGAUCUCGGGAUUCCUCUACUUUGCUGAAGCAACUUCCUUCAUGGCUAUCGUGUUCACAAUCCUCAACGCUUUCCAAGGCCUCGGGAUCUUCAUACUAACCAUCAUUACCGACAAUAAAAUCUUGCAGGAGAUUAAGAAGUUGUUCGGCAGGAAGGUGGAUGAUCCCAAAACGUCUUACACCUCGAGGACGACCACAGUUGUAAACUAAGAUAAACAAAUCACUUGACUUGGAACUGACAUGGUCUUCGCUGGUCAUCAUAUUCGUUUAUGAAAAGCCAAGUGAUUUUGUUCUGUGUCUUAAACCACAAUGGGAGAGCUAUACUUAUCUUUAGAGGAUAGUAAAGUUAGAAUUCACUAAAUAGAUUUACAGAAUGAUUAACCGAAUUCAUAGAAAUACACCCAUAUUAUUGCCAUUAUAUUGAGAUAAUAAACACUGCUGAUACAA
Penaeus vannamei (Pacific white shrimp) is the source of this 1315-nucleotide messenger RNA. Lineage: Eukaryota; Metazoa; Arthropoda; Malacostraca; Decapoda; Penaeidae. The record is from RefSeq and is a predicted model, not a curated record.